Botrytis porri is the source of this 1620-nucleotide messenger RNA. RefSeq lists its product as uncharacterized. The record is from RefSeq and is a predicted model, not a curated record. The transcript has 2 exons. Lineage: Eukaryota; Fungi; Ascomycota; Leotiomycetes; Helotiales; Sclerotiniaceae. The coding region runs from base 1 to 1620 and encodes 539 amino acids.
AUGGACGACUCGGGAACCAUGCCUCAUCAUGGUUCACUCGGCCCCAACAAUGAAACCAAACCUGCUUCUAUUUUGGAGAGCGACAAACGUUUACAAAAGGACACCUCCAUAGAUUCCCAAGCUGUAGCUUCCACCAGUCAAAACUCGGAACAUUUUGAGUACCUAUCCCUUCGACCUCGGCAUGAUUCAAAAUGCGAUGUGAAUGACAUUACAUCAUUCAACCAGCCCCAGCCGAAACCUGAUGCAAUUGUGCCUCUUGCACAUGCGCCGAAGACUGUGCCCGCCGUCAUCAGAAAUUACGCGGGUGAAGUGGUAGCAAAAUAUACCUACAAUGAGUACAAGCCUACGAAUCCAAUAGUUGUCACCGGCUUUUCUCGUCAGCGCGCACCCGAGAAUCUCGAACUUCCUCCUUCAAGACCAAAUGAGCCAGUAGAACCGUGGAAAAUCUUUCCCCCGCCAUCGAAUUCAGCUUUUACAGGAAUAGAAAAGGUCGACAAGUACGAUCCACAACAGUAUGAUACUUUCGAUGUGGCUCUUGAUGGAGCUGAGCUUGCCAUUAGAAAUACUCCAUCUCCUAAAAAGCAUGUACCUGCUGUAUCUAAGCGUACUAGAAAACCAUCGAUUGGUGAAAUGGUGGCUACUGGAAUCGACUUCACACAAAAGGCAUGGGUACAACAUGAUCCUUCAUGUGUUGGUGAAAUUUACCCUUUAGAGGAACAAAAAGCCGAUUUUGUCAGGAAUUUAAACGAAGGAGCACCCCUCGAAUACUGCAAGAAAUGCAAAGAGACGCACAUCCCACCUGGGCCUCCUAUCACACUCGCAGAUCGGGAUACAUGUGGCGCAUACCUACCUGACUGGUUUCCGUCCGAGGGAAUCCAUAGGCCCUGGGAUAAUUACAGGAGUAUGAUCAAUGAUUGGGUCAUUGGGAGAGAAAUCGAGCUAGGCUAUGAUGAUCAUAGGGAGAGGGACCCCAACCGUAAUCUAUGGAACAAGGAAUUUCACAGUGAUGCCGAAGAAUGGAAACAAAUUGGGCGACGUAAUGGAAGGGGUGGCUGGUGGAAAUGUAGGAAAGGACCAAAUGCCACCCCGGCUGAAAGAAAUUGUCGAGUCUGUACCUCCAGUCAAGCAAUUCAUAGAAACCAUGAAGUGACAGCCUAUAGACUCAAGCCUUCUGCGUCGCAGAGCAGAGCGAAUAUUGAGAAUUGGAUCAAGGAGAGAAUCAAAGGAGUCGGGCUUGACGAUAAGGAAGUUGUCCUUGCCAUGUGGCGCACAAAUGGUAUUCCACAACACUAUGGGCCACCAGUUUCGAGAAAUGGAAUGUAUCCCGUUACCGAGGGAGGACGACGCCCGGUUACAGGUGUAUCAUCAUUGGGACCACGAACUUUUCUUCCUCCAGAGCAAAUGUUCUCGGAAAGAUUGUUCAGAGGCAAUGGUCUGCAAUCCACAGGUUCUCAGAGUUUCGAUGAAGAUUUUGGAUUCGAUGAUUCAAUGGGGGAUAUGUAUUCACCUCUUUCUUCUAAUACUUCCCCUUCUUCUGGUCAAUCUGGGGCCCCCAAGAUUAUCGUUACGGAUAGUGGAUUGGGUUCACCUACUUCUUCUCAAGAUCCACCUUCUAAUUAA